Branchiostoma floridae (Florida lancelet) is the source of this 1338-nucleotide messenger RNA. RefSeq lists its product as uncharacterized. Bases 318 to 662 code for a protein of 114 amino acids. The transcript is spliced from 7 exons. Lineage: Eukaryota; Metazoa; Chordata; Leptocardii; Amphioxiformes; Branchiostomatidae. The record is from RefSeq and is a predicted model, not a curated record.
GGAUUGAGAUGUGUCACAUUCUUUCAAUUUUUUUGGCGCCAUUCGUGGUCAACUUCUUGACUGACAAACAACCUGCAGCUGCCGGCAGACGCCCCGGUAGGUGCAAGGCGUGGAGCGGCGGAUUUUUAGCUCAAAAGCGCCGACUGGCUGAACUUCAGCAAACUGCAGAACAGACGGAUAGAAAACGGGCACAUUCUUCAUCAGACAGGUGUGCCCCCUGAUGCUGGCAGAAGAUGGUACCGUAACUGCAAUGCUACUGAUGGUACUACAAUCUGGCUGAAUGUGAACUGGAAGGUUGGAAGCAUGUCAAGCACCUGAUGAAUAUGAAAGUUACUUUGCUGAUAGCUGUCAUGUUGGCAUCGACCAUCAUGGUAGAGUCGUACGGAGUCAACUGGGGGAGAAGGAGAAGGAAAUUAAACAAGAAAGCGGAGGGUCAGGCUAACCUGGAUAUGCUGAAGGAAUUUCUAGAGAUGGAUGGAAGCAAUGGUGACCUCAAUGGCGCCACCUUCGAGAAGAAAGUGGCUGCGCUGGAGGAGGCUGAUGCUGAGUUGGAGGAGGAUGUGAAGGAAGUGGAGGAAGAUGCCGCCUUGGGCCUGGUGGAGGAAGAACUGGAGGAGCUGGAGGAGGAACUGGAGGAAGUCAAUAACGGUCUCAAGGAGUGACGAGAUCCAGUGAUCUUGACGGCGUACGAUUCAACAAGAGACAGACCUGUAAACGCAGGACUCAAGUUAGGAGCUUUAGUCUAUUGGUAGUACAGCAAACUGCCUAUAGUAUACCUAGUGAGCAAUUAAAUGCUUAGCUGACCCAAUUAAAAGAAUUAACAACUUUUGUCAAGGGUGAUGAUGAUAAACGGUGUGGCAAGGAAAGCUGGUGGCAUCACUGUGAGAACUUAAAGAUGUUUGUCAUGAAAUAAGAAAGUUUAUUUUGCAAGUUAUUGCAAGAGGGCUAAUUGCAACAUGGGACAUACAGAAUAUGUAGCAAACAUACAUUAUCAAUAUUUAUAGAUAAAAGACUUUGGUAUAGGUGACAAUGGUGACAAGUGGAGACAAGUAACUAUUCUUGCAAUGGUAUGGACUGCCGAGAGCUACGUUCUAAGCACUUGGGGCUUGACUUCUAAGUAAAUUACAUCUCUACAGCCCUCCUACUGGACAGGCCCUAGAAGCUUAAUGAUCAACACCUCUACUUCAGGGGAGACGAUAAUCCUGUUGAGACAGACACAGACAAAGAGAUAGAGACGGAGACCGAGAGACAGACAGAGAGAGAAAGAAAGAGAGAGAGAGAAACAGACAGACAGACAGACAGACAGAGACAGACACAGACACAGACACAGACACAGAC